UUCCAUUUGGGGUCAGGUCUGCGACUGUAGGGCAUUUCGAGUAUGACUAUAGUUGCUGCUUAGUAGCCAAGAAACAAGAUGAAUAGUCGAGAGAAAAGUGAAAGUUUGGCAGAAGUGAACGGCACAGUGGCCUAUCAACAUCUCCUGUAAGAACGCAAUUUCUCCCAGGGCAUUGGAAUUUACUGUCACGCAUCACUUUGACAUCCAGUUAGUCAACAAAAGAUGCAGAACUCAUGAUUCACGUCGCAGUAUCCAACGCACAGGAAACAACUUGGUUCAAUGAAAAUUCUUGUCGUCCAAAUUGUCGAGUUUUAGCUCAACCAAUCGUGUGCUUUUGUGACCAUGGAUAACUAUACUCCCGUAGUGAUUUUCGCGUUUAUCGAAUGAUAAUAUUCUGAACUCUACUAAUUGGGGGGCACCAACUGCUCAGUUGUGGCCUAGGACACCACACGCCAUUGCAUUCCAUGCGCCUUAUAAUUUUCAAAUUCAAUAUAGUCAAGAGUGCGUAUAGAGCUAUUAACCAUAAAGAUUAAGUGGAAAUUCUAAGAUGGAGUUUCUCAUUGGAUGUUUGACUCUCUUUUCUACGUUAUUUUUGAUCGCAACUUUGAUCGUUUAUUCUAUUCAUGAAAAAAUGCGCAACAUCCACGCUGUGAACGUUAUGUGUUUUUUGGUCUCAUUGACCGUCAUGAACAUCUCUUUGGCCUUACGUUUUCUCGUUAAAGUCCUUGAUAUUCCGACCGGUCUUUGUUCUACAAUAGCAAUUUCACAGCAUUUUUCCUUUAUCGCCACUUAUUCUUGGCUCAACGUCGUGUGCUUUGGAGUUUGGCGGAUGUUUAGUUCCAUUAGACCACCGACUCAGACACCCAUCUGGAGCAAACGGUUUUUCUAUUCUUCCGUUUACGGAUGGGGGAUUCCGUUAGUCAUCGUGGUCGUCGGACAAAUCCUCCAACACUGCGAUGUGCCAGAUUACAUCGUUAAACCGGGAUUUGCGUCAGACGAAUUGUACUGCUGGUUUGAUCGUAACGAUAGAGAGCCAUUAAUUGCGUAUUUGUACGGACCUAUAAUUGCCAUGAUCGGAGCCAACUGUAUCAUGAUUAUUUGGGCUGGGAUCAAAUUUUGCCAGAGAAGCGUGGAAUCGUCACAAGUGACCAACGUUUCCCGUAAUAAACAAAGGUUUAAAGUGAUUCUGAUUCUUUUUUUGCUGAUGUGUAUGCCAUGGUCAAUUGGCAUAAUUAUUUUCGUGGCGGGUAUCAGUUUCGACUACCAGGUUCACCAGGUUAUGAGAAUUUUCAACAUACUGUGGCCAAUUUUCAUUUUCAUCAUCUUCGUCUGUAAGCCGAGUGUGUGGAAGAUGUUUAAACUCAAAUUCCCGCGGCUGAGUCCCUUCACCUCCACCUGUGAAAAAAUUAGUUCCCGCAUAAUCCCCAAGAAAAUCAACCGCCAUCAACCUGCUAGUCCUGAAGGAAGCUGCAAUUCCAACAUGACUGGCAGCAGCAGUAAUAACAAAACUUCCCAGCUAACUCUAACGUCCGAAUCGACGGACUCGAUUGAUGUCCCGAAACAAGUUUUUGAAUUGCCUUUGACGAGGUCAUUGUCUUCUGCUUUCUGAGUAAAAGUGAUGGG
Molecule: messenger RNA, 1623 nt
Organism: Daphnia pulicaria
Lineage: Eukaryota; Metazoa; Arthropoda; Branchiopoda; Diplostraca; Daphniidae
Product: G-protein coupled receptor Mth2-like
Exons: 7
Coding region: 548-1609 (353 amino acids)
Biological process (GO): G protein-coupled receptor signaling pathway; cell surface receptor signaling pathway
Cellular component (GO): membrane
Molecular function (GO): G protein-coupled receptor activity
Source: RefSeq, a predicted model, not a curated record